CAGUAUCCCCAAGCAACAACAGAUACUUGCAAGGAAAGAUGCUGAUUGCAUUGGUGAUCUUUGCAGUUGUGUUUAUAACUUUUCUUCUGUUUGUAAUUUUAUAUAUUUACCCAAGUGCCACUCGGGAUACUACAGUGCCAGGGCCUCCUCCAUCAAGUUCCAGCGAUGGUAACCUGACGGACCUGGAGCUGGCCGGCGGUCUGGGCGAGUACCUGCGCGAGCUGCAUGCCCAGUACGGACCGCUGGUCUCGUUCCACCUCGGGUCGCAGCUGGUCAUCAGUUUUGGCUCGGCGGCGCUACUGGAGCAGCACAGUGGCGCCGCCCAGCGGCCAGACAUGUACCUCGAGUUCCUGCGGCCGCUGCUGGGCCGGGAGAGUAUCGUCUGGGCAGACGCCGCUGAGACGGCCCGCCGCUGGCGGCUCUACCAGCAGGGUUUCAGCGAAGAGUGCCGCGCCGUCUACCGAGAGGCCGCCGCGGAGGCGGCCGGCCGGGUAUCGGAGAAGCUGCGCUCCCUGUCGACCGGAGAGCACAUCUCACUCCAGCAGUACACCACGGCUCUGGCUCUGCACGUCAUGGCCCGCUGCUGCUUCGGACACCAUAUGGACGACGAACAGAGCAUGCUCAACUUCGCACAGGAGUAUGAGAUUGUGACGGCUGAGGUGACGAGCGAGGCGUGCGGCCGUCAGCUGUACGAGAGCCAACAGGAUCACAUGAGAGAGGCGGCGGCCGCUCUGCGCGACGUGGCCGGCGCCAUCGUGCGCAAACACCGCAAGGAGAACAAAUCGACGGUCUCCCUCGUGGAGUGGGUGUCGCUGUCCACGCAGGCCGGCCGCGGCGCCGCCGGUGACUCGGACGCUCCGGUCAGUGACCUGCUGGCCCUGUUCCUGUUCUUCUGCGAGACGCUCUCGAGCGGCCUGUGCUGGACGCUGCAGCAGCUGGCGCGCCACCAGACGGUGCAGGAUGACGUGGUGGCUCAGCUGACGGGAGAGAGAACCGAUGACGGCCUGGUGGGCCGCGUGCUCCGCGAGUCGUGGCGCCUCGGCUCUGUGGUGCCUCUGACGGCUCGCUGCUACGGUACUCCGGCGGCUGUGGAGGGACACACUCUCCCGGCGCACACCCCGAUCAUCAGCGCCUACUGUGUCUCGCACACUGGAGACGGCUGGAAACAGCCCAACAAGUUUGACCCCGCUCGGUUUAAGGGUGACACACCGGCGCUCGAGAUGAACCCGCUGCCAUUCCUCUCCAAAAAUGACGACAUCGACUGUGUUAUCAGCACGUAUGAAGAUCUGGCGACGGAGGUGCUGCGGCAGCUGCUGCCGUCCACCCAGCUGGAGCUGCUGCCGGACCAGAGUGACGAGCAGCUCAUCACGCUGGUCACCACACCCCGGGAGGACGUGUGGGUGGCCGUCAGCCCCCGCGCCGCCGCCCAGUGACGUCAUACUGCAGAGGUACUGUGACGUCACCACACCACGGGAGGACGUUUGGGUGGCCGUCAGCCCCCGCGCCGCCGCCGAGUGACGUCACACCACUGAGAGGUACUGUGACGUCAUCAGUCAGUUCCCGAACCGCGGAAUCAUGUCAUUGUGACGCGUUUCUGAUCCGUCGCCGCGUUACGGUAGCCGUGUGAGGGGCACGUCGGUCGUAUGAAUCGUGGGAAGGUAGAGUACAGACAUUAGUACUGCACGGCGAACGAACUGGCUGAUCGGGACGGCCGAGCUGGCGGACCGCGCAGGUCUCUGAUGGCCCCACUGAAUUGGAGUCUUAAAGUGAGCGAGACUGAUGACUCCAUGACUGGAUUGGCUACUUGCAGUGAGCUGGGACUGGACCUGUCGGGGCGGGGUGUGGGGAAGCAGUGUAAUGGGUUGACUGGGACUGGGACUGAGACUGAUACAGACCGCACUGACUGGGUUCGGUGCCGGGCCGGUCGUGGGUACCUGUGCGUGCUUCCCUGCUGGGAGGACAGCCUGUGGGGAGAGAACAUAAAACCGGCACGAUCACAGGGUCCCUAAAAUGUGCUGCGUUUGUGUUCCAAGCCAGAUAGAGCGCAGUGCUGAAGGAGAGCUUUGAAGGUCUUCUAUUUUUCCACGUUUGUUGUUGGUUUGCGUUUAUUUUUGCUGUGUAGCCUGCACCCUAAAGAUGCGUUGCUUAUGGCUUAGUGAUCAUGCGUUUGAAACGCUCCAGUUAGUUGCAGUUAUGCUUUUAUAAGCCUGGUUUGUAACAUAUUGCAUAUUUUUGUGACGAACAUUUAAAAUAAAGUGCUGUGAGUU
This is a messenger RNA of Amphibalanus amphitrite, 2267 nucleotides long. Its product is annotated as cytochrome P450 20A1-like. Gene Ontology annotation, cellular component: membrane. The transcript has 10 exons. NCBI's taxonomy places the organism in Eukaryota, Metazoa, Arthropoda, Thecostraca, Balanomorpha, Balanidae. Gene Ontology annotation, molecular function: monooxygenase activity; oxidoreductase activity, acting on paired donors, with incorporation or reduction of molecular oxygen; heme binding. The coding region runs from base 39 to 1433 and encodes 464 amino acids. The record is from RefSeq and is a predicted model, not a curated record.